Misgurnus anguillicaudatus (oriental weatherfish) is the source of this 3774-nucleotide messenger RNA. RefSeq names its product ubiquitin specific peptidase 22 (gene usp22). Gene Ontology annotation, biological process: protein deubiquitination. The record is from RefSeq and is a predicted model, not a curated record. Gene Ontology annotation, molecular function: zinc ion binding; cysteine-type deubiquitinase activity. NCBI's taxonomy places the organism in Eukaryota, Metazoa, Chordata, Actinopteri, Cypriniformes, Cobitidae.
GCGAACAAUAAGCCAUCCGCCAAUCGGCAUUAACAUGGCCAGGAUUGCGUCGUCGCCCACGGUGCUCAGUUGAAUUCCAGUGCCGUCCAUUAAAACAGCCGACUUGGAAAAUACGAUAUCAAAGUGUGCUCAGAUAUACUAGAAGCUUACAUGCGGAUAUAACAUCAAGGAUGACAUAUUUAUGGAGCAGGGAUAUUGAGAAAAGAUCCCCGCAUGUAUAACGCACGCAUCUUCGACCCUGUCGUGGCUCGCUGCAUUGCCUGGCAAAACGGAACAAUUGGUGGAUAAUUCUCCUCGUGACUAAAGUUGGGUAUAUUUCAUCGCUGAAAUAGAUAGAAACUCGAAUGUGGUUUCUGUCAUGAGUCCGGCCGGGUGCUCCCAUGUGAACGGUUUUAAAGUGGAGAACUGGAAGCAGAAUCUGCGGGUCAUAUACCAGUGCUUUGUGUGGAGUGGCUCUGCUGAAACCAGGAAACGCAAGGCGAAGUCAUGUAUGUGUCACAUGUGUGGAGCUCAUUUAAAUCGGCUUCACUCCUGUCUUCAUUGUGUGUUCUUCGGCUGUUUCAGCAAGAAACAUAUCCACGAGCAUGCCAAAAACAAGAGACAUAACCUAGCUAUAGACCUUUUGUACGGUGGAAUAUAUUGCUUUGUGUGCCAAGACUACAUAUAUGACAAAGACAUGGAACAGAUUGCCAAAGAAGAACAAAGAAAAGCGUGGAAGUUGCAAGGAAUCGGGGAGAAAUAUUCAAUGUGGGAGCCCACGAAACGUGAACUGGAGUUGUUGCGGCACAACCCCAAACGAAGAAAAAUAACGGCGAACUGCACCAUAGGAUUGAGGGGUUUGAUAAACCUUGGGAACACAUGCUUUAUGAAUUGUAUCGUUCAGGCUCUCACACAUACUCCGCUGCUGAGGGACUUUUUCCUGUCUGACAGACACAAGUGUGAGAUGCAAUCCAACUCUUGUCUAGUUUGUGAAAUGUCUCAGCUUUUUCAGGAGUUCUACUCGGGUCAUCGUUCUCCUCACAUUCCCUUCCGCUUGCUGCAUCUUGUGUGGACCCACGCUAGACACCUCGCUGGCUACGAGCAGCAGGAUGCACAUGAGUUCCUCAUAGCUGCUUUGGAUGUGCUGCAUAGACACUGCAAAGGAGAUGACAAUGGGAAAAAAGCCAACAACCCAAACCACUGCAACUGCAUCAUUGACCAAAUCUUCACAGGAGGCCUGCAGUCGGACGUGACCUGCCAAGUGUGCCAUGGAGUGUCCACGACAAUAGACCCUUUCUGGGACAUUAGUUUGGACCUUCCUGGUUCUUCCACCCCCUUCUGGCCCCUCAGUCCGGGCAGUGAUGGUAGCGUUGUGAAUGGAGACAGCCAUCCCACCGGAGCAACCACACUCACAGACUGCUUACGAAGGUUCACCCGACCUGAACAUUUAGGAAGUAGUGCCAAGAUCAAAUGCAGUGGUUGUCAUAGUUACCAAGAGUCCACCAAGCAACUAACAAUGAAGAGACUUCCUAUAGUGGCAUGCUUCCACCUUAAACGGUUUGAGCAUUCUGCAAAGCUCCGACGAAAGAUCACCACCUAUGUGUCAUUUCCUCUGGAGCUGGACAUGACACCCUUCAUGGCCUCCAGUAAAGAGAGCCGAAUGAAUGGACAAUACCAGCAGCCAGUAGAUUCAUUAAACAAUGAUAACAAGUAUUCUCUCUUCGCAGUGGUGAAUCAUCAGGGCACGUUGGAGAGCGGCCAUUACACCACAUUUAUCCGUCAGCACAAGGACCAGUGGUUUAAAUGUGAUGAUGCCAUCAUCACUAAGGCCAGCAUUAAAGACGUUCUGGACAGUGAGGGGUACUUGUUAUUUUACCAUAAACAGUUCCUCGAAUAUGAAUAAUUCCCUGAUCCGGAGGUGGUCCGAGUUAAACGCUGUGAAGGGAAGAUCAUAUGAGUGAAGGUGGGGUGGAAAACAGAAACAAAGCAAGCAGCAUAAAGCACCCAGCCUGACACUUGUUCAUCCCAGGAGAGCUGGCAAGAACAGAAGAGGGUUGAAACACGCAGCCCUUCUAACUAAAGAAAAUCAAAACGACUAAAUAAGAAUGAAAAAAAAAUGACACGGCUAAACCAAUCUGCACUGAGCAACCGGAGCAUACUUGACAGAUGGAGAGAGAGAGGAGGAGGAGGCGGCGGCAUUAGAGAUGAAGAGCCCUCCACCUGUUCUCUUUCCUCUCACUACAGAUAGAGGAGACAGACUGACAUCUCAUCACCCUGUUUUAAAGGAAUAGUAAUGACCCCUCAUAAAAAAAAAAGUUAUUUACUCAUUCUCAUGUUGUUAUGAACCCACAUGACUUUCUUCUGUGUUAUGCACAAGGUACAUUUUAAAAUAAAGUGAAUCGAGACUGUGUCAAAGCUUUAACAUGACCAAAAAGACAUGAUGAUAAACAUCAAUAAAAUCUCAUGAAAGUGGUUUAUAUGACUAUAUAUAUAUCAAGUGUUGUGAUGAUAUACUGUAUGAUAGCUUUAUGUGUAAAAGACCAACUUUAGGUUAUGUACUGAUUAUCUUUCACUUUAGUAGUUUUUUCGACAUUUGUUACUCUCAUGAGCUUUCAUAAACACACAGAAUAAAGUUUUAUUUUUUUUAUUAGUUGCAUGGACCACAUUUUUUGACAGCCCUAGGCUUUCAUUUUUCAAAAGUAGAAUUUUUUGACCAAUUAAAAAGAAAUCUUGUUAAACAGUAUUAAGUCGUGGGUUUGAACAACAUGAGGGGAUGUAAAUAAUGACAGGGUUUAAUUUUUGCGAGCGUUCCUUUAACUUCACAAUCUCAUUUUUCUCUUUUAGUUCUCAUAAUGAAAAUGAAACGUGUAUUUGCUUCACAUCCCCAAAUGUUUCAAAAAGUAUAUGAGGGAAAAUAUUCCUUCAUUUCUUUGUAUGCAUUAUUGAUGUACUGAAUGCAAAAGACAGAAAAGAGGUAUUAUGAACUUUAAUAUAAUCCUGUAUUGUUUGUUAAUUGAGUUUGGAAAUACUGUCAGUGUCCAGCACUUUGUUUUUCAUUCAAAAGAGUUUUAAACUCUGCCUGCCCUCGUUUAUUUUUUCAAUGUGUUUUUCUUUUGGUCGAGGGCUGAAAAUGUAUCACACACACAUGCAUAAAUAUAUAUAUAUAAAUAUAUUUUUAUAAGUCAUUCAUUUCCUGUUUACAUGUCCUGUAUCCCCAUCACCCCGUUUUCUUCUCUUAUAUGUGCUGUAAGUCUUCGUCAUGAACGGAAAGAAGGUAUUUCUGUGCGAAGUAUAGCUUUGGUCUCUUUUUGUUGAACAUGAAAUGUUUCAGUUGCCGAUAUGUUGCUACAGGUUUGGUUGUGAAGGCUUGUCAUGUUUUCGGAUGCAUUGUGAAUGAAGACUCGUUUUUCUUUCCUUUCAUGUGAUGCCUGUUGCCACCAUGGCUUGAUUCAGCAGUGUUAUUCUCAGCCACAUGUUGCUCCAGUCGUGUGCGUGUGUGUGUGUGUGUAUGCGCGUGUUUGUGUGCACGAGUGCGGAGGUGCGCACGUAUGCAUAUCCAUACUACCUGAGCGUGUGUGCGCGCGCAUGCAGGGAUGUGGGCACCUGUGUGUCGGUGUUGUCAACGUGUGCGUGUGUAUGUGUGUACUGAAUCAGUACUCAAUCUUGGCAUGCCGUUCAAACUGGAUGCUAAAAGACUUUGGGGAGGAUUUUAUAAAUGUUAAUUAUGUAUCUAUGUAUAGUAUGUAUGUAUGUAAUGUAUGUAAAACAAAUCAAUGGAAAAAAUAGUGGAAAUGG